AGAGUCAAAGCAAUACUGUACAUUCCAGUUUCUCUUGAAAAUGGACUUCAUGGUCCCUAUAACAAUAGCAGCAGGAGCUAUAGCCACAUUUGCUGUUGCUGCUGUUGUAGCAUUGAUAGUAGUAAAAAGCAUAAAUUCUUUUAAGAAGUGGAGAAAUAAUGACAAUACGAGUGCUGAAAAUUUUGGUGAAACCGUCAGUUUCAAGAUGGAAACAAGUGGGAAACAGGAUAAAGAAUCGAUCGAGAAGGAACAGAAAGUAUCCGAAGAAUUAGUAGAAAAGGAACCGAAAACAUCCCAAGAAUCGGGUGAGAAGAAACAGGAAACAUCUGAGGAAGUGGAUGAGAAGGGCCAGGAAUCAUAUGAAGAAUUGGGCAAGAAGGAACAGGAACCCCAUGAAGAACUGAACCAGAAGGAACAGGACAGCCAAACUCCGAGUCGCAAUCCCAGGAGCAACAGCCCGACAGAGGACGCGGUCCCCACCCAGGAGCUUUCGGCACCAGCAUCCCGACGACUCGGCGGCGGGAUGUCUGUGGUUGGCAUUGACCUCGGCUUUCUCAACUGCUACAUCGCUGUAGCGAGGAGCGGCGGCAUUGAGACCAUCGCCAAUGAGUACAGCGACAGGUGUACCCCGGCCUGUAUAUCUUUGGGAUCAAGAACUAGAGCCAUUGGAAAUGCAGCUAAGAGCCAGAUAGUCACAAAUGUAAGAAAUACAAUUCAUGGCUUCAAAAAGCUUCAUGGACGAUCAUUUGAUGAUCCUAUUGUGCAAACUGAAAGGAUCAGGAUUCCCUAUGAGCUGCAGAAAAUGCCUAAUGGAAGUGCAGGAAUUAAGGUGCGGUACCUAGAAGAAGAGAGACCUUUUGCUAUUGAGCAAGUUACUGGAAUGCUGUUGGCUAAGCUUAAAGAGACUUCAGAAAAUGCUUUAAAGAAACCAGUAGCUGACUGUGUGAUAUCAAUUCCUAGCUUUUUCACUGAUGCUGAGAGAAGAUCUGUGAUGGCCGCAGCCCAGGUUGCAGGUUUAAAUUGUUUAAGAUUGAUGAAUGAAACUACUGCAGUUGCACUAGCAUAUGGAAUUUAUAAACAGGAUCUUCCCCCGUUAGAUGAGAAACCAAGAAAUGUAGUAUUUAUUGAUAUGGGACAUUCUGCCUACCAAGUCUCACUUUGUGCUUUUAACAAAGGAAAACUUAAAGUAUUGGCUACUACCUUUGAUCCAUAUUUGGGUGGCAGGAACUUUGAUGAGGCUUUAGUAGACUACUUCUGUGAUGAGUUCAAGACCAAAUAUAAGAUAAAUGUGAAAGAAAAUGCUCGAGCCUUGUUGCGUUUAUAUCAGGAAUGUGAAAAACUAAAGAAGCUAAUGAGUGCAAAUGCGUCAGAUCUUCCACUGAACAUCGAGUGUUUCAUGAAUGAUCUUGAUGUUUCUAGUAAAAUGAACAGGGCUCAAUUUGAACAAUUAUGUGUUUCCCUCUUUGCCAGAGUUGAACCACCAUUAAAAGCAGUACUGGAACAAGCUAACUUACAGCGUGAAGACAUAAGUAGUAUAGAAAUUGUAGGAGGAGCAACUCGAAUUCCUGCAGUAAAGGAACAAAUCACUAAAUUCUUUCUUAAAGACAUAAGUACCACAUUAAAUGCUGAUGAAGCUGUUGCAAGAGGAUGUGCAUUACAGUGUGCGAUUCUCUCACCAGCAUUUAAAGUGCGUGAGUUUUCCAUAACGGACAUUGUUCCCUACUCAAUCACAUUACGAUGGAAGACCUCUUUUGAAGAUGGAACUGGGUCUGGGGAAUGUGAAGUAUUCUGUAAGAACCAUCCUGCUCCAUUCUCAAAGGUCAUUACUUUCCACAAGAAGGAACCAUUUGAGCUAGAAGCAUUUUAUACUAAUUUACAUGAAGUGCCUUAUCCUGAUCCAAGAAUUGGGAGCUUCACUAUUCAGAAUGUUUUUCCACAGUCUGAUGGUGAUAGUGCUAAAGUGAAGGUUAAAGUUCGCAUUAACAUCCAUGGAAUCUUCAGUGUGGCUAGUGCAUCAGUAAUUGAGAAGCAAAAUAUAGAAGGGGAUCACAUCGAUGGUCCUAUGGAGACAGAAACUUCAUUUAAGGAUGAAAGCAAAGAUGAUGUGGAUAAAAUGCAGGUUGACCAAGAAGAAGGUCAUCAAAAAUGUCAUGCUGAGCACACCCCAGAAGAGGAAAUUGAUCAUACAGGAGCCAAAACAAAGUCAGCUCCCUCAGACAAACAAGACCGAUUAAACCAGACCAUUAAAAAAGGAAAAGUCAAGAGUAUUGAUCUACCUAUCCAGAGUAGCCUGUGUAGACAAUUGGGCCAAGAUCUUCUCAAUAGCUACAUUGAAAAUGAGGGGAAAAUGAUAAUGCAAGAUAAAUUGGAGAAAGAGAGAAAUGAUGCUAAGAAUGCUGUUGAAGAAUAUGUAUAUGAUUUUAGAGACAAGCUGGGCACUGUCUAUGAAAAGUUCGUCACUCAAGAAGACUUGAAUAAACUGUCUGCAGUAUUGGAAGAUACAGAAAAUUGGCUUUAUGAAGAAGGAGAGGACCAACCUAAACAAGUUUAUGUGGAUAGGCUUCAAGAACUAAAGAAAUAUGGCCAGCCUAUUCAAAUGAGAUACAUGGAACAUGAAGAGAGACCAAAAGCUUUAACUGACUUGGGAAAAAAGAUACAACUUGUCAUGAAAGUGAUAGAAGCAUACAGAAACAAGGAUGAAAGAUAUGAUCAUUUGGAUCCUGCUGAAAUGGAAAAAAUUGAAAAAUAUAUCAAUGAAGCCAUGAGCUGGCUGAACAGUAAGAUGAAUAUACAGAAUAAACUAAGUCUCACUCAAGAUCCUGUGGUGAAAGUUUCAGAAAUAGUUGCAAAGUCUAAGGAACUGGAUAAUUUCUGUAACCCCAUCAUUUACAAACCCAAACCAAAAGUAGAGGUUGCAGAAGACAAUGCAAAAGCUAAUAAUGAACACAACGGACAGAUGGAUGGACAGAGUGGGACUGAAACUAAACCAGAUACAACAAAAGACAGCUCACAGCAUACUAAAUCUUCUGGAGAGAUGGAAGUGGACUAAGUCUUAAAUUUACCUUCAAAUAAUUCAAACAGUGCAAGUAACCAUGGGAUCCAUUCUUCUUUUACAUCUGAUACAUACAACAGAUGUUCAGUUGUUCUUAACCACUUUUUGUCAUUUGUUAUUUGGAGUAGUUUUGAAAAGUGUUUUAUAUUGAGUACACAUCUAUUAAUUUCCAUUGCUGCUUAUGUGAGCUUUAGCUGCAUAUAGACUUACAAGUCAGUUUAAACUUUCCUAAUGUAUUUUAUAUCACAUGCAAAAUUGAUAUGUAGUUGGCCACAGUCUACCUUAUUUAAAGCUUCUACUUGGAUAAACUUUAGCUUCUUAUUCAGGAAAGUAUACUGUAUUGCACUAUUGUCGCAGACGCAUAGAUAUAACUGAUCAUUAUUUUGAAAAACAAAUAUUGAAAUUGAUGUGGUUUGAAGUCACUAGGGCACUGACUUUUUUCUAGUUAUUGUAUUGUUCUAACUUAAAUAUUAAAACAAAUAAGAGGUU
This is a messenger RNA of Eptesicus fuscus (big brown bat), 3541 nucleotides long. RefSeq names its product heat shock protein family A (Hsp70) member 4 like (gene HSPA4L). Gene Ontology annotation, molecular function: ATP-dependent protein folding chaperone; ATP binding. Gene Ontology annotation, cellular component: cytosol; nucleus. The coding region runs from base 41 to 3049 and encodes 1002 amino acids. The transcript has 20 exons. The record is from RefSeq and is a predicted model, not a curated record. Gene Ontology annotation, biological process: protein folding. Lineage: Eukaryota; Metazoa; Chordata; Mammalia; Chiroptera; Vespertilionidae.